CAUCUUUUUAUUUUGUUUCCCAUUUGUUCCAAUACAUUCCCGCCCAUUCCAUUCCAUUCAGAGCCGUAGUUUUACCCAGUUGGUUUGAAUUACACCAGAUUGCAGGAUGCCGAGAGGGAACGUGCCGGUGCCGAAGACGGGGUGCGCAAAUUCAAGCAGGACUUCACAAACAAAGCUGACAGUCUCCAAAAGCAGAUUGCCCAGAGAGAGAAACAAAUGAUGCAGCUGGAAACAGACAUGAAAAUAGAGAGGGACUGGCGGCAGACGUUACAGAAUGAAUUAGAAAGAGAACGAGAGACCAUCGCACAACUUACUGCUGAAGCACAGCAAAUCAACGGACUCAAAAAAGAGUUUCACAGGUUGCAGGAUGAGAAUACGCAGCUGAAGGGAGUUUGUGAAGAGCAGGAACAGGCGCUGGAGGAGCUGGGCUGCAAACUCAGCGAGUCAAAGUUGAAAAUCGAAGAUAUAAAGGAAGCCAACAAGGCACUUCAGGGUGGACAGGUUUGGCUGAAGGACAAAGAUGCUACGCAUUGCAAGCUUUGUGAGAAGGAAUUUUCAAUCUCCAGGAGAAAGCACCACUGCAGGAACUGUGGAGAGAUCUUCUGCAAUGCCUGCUCGGAUAAUGAGCUGCCGCUCCCUGCUUCACCCAAACCCGUGAGAGUCUGCGACACCUGCCACGCUCUGCUCCUCCAGCGCUGCUCCUCCAAUGCCACGUAAGAUAGAAAUGACAGCACAUCGUAACAAGGGCCAAAAUCAGCUUUAACUCGCAGCCUGUGCUGUCCCGCAUCGUCAGAGUGACCAAAAUGGAUGCACCCGUUUCUCUGUGUUUGAAGUUUACAAUUUACAUAGGAUAAAGCCUGUUGCCUCAGAAGACUUAAUGGCACUUGUGCAGAUGGCCAAUGCAGUGUUUGUCACAGAGUGUGCAAUGAAAGAAAUGAGUUUACAAAUGGAUUAAUGACUGAGUGCCUCCAUCUGGGCUGCAAGUAGACUGAUUUAGAUUAUUUAUACAGUACUAGUACAACACUCCCAUGCAUUGUAUACUUUAGAUAUAUAAGGGUGAACAGGUUUCAUUCCUCAAGAUUCAAAAGUAAGCAAAGGCAGUUACUUAAAGGGAUAUCUUUUCUUGAGCAAUUACAUUUCAAAUUCAGUUGAAAUACAUAACCUUACAUUCAUAUGUGCCUGUAUAACAAGCCAAACUGACAAAUAAGGAUUUGAAAUGUUUCCCUGAAUCUAGAUGGGCAAAAACGGUAUGUAUAUGCAAGUAAAUUGUUGUCAGAGAGGUGGAUUCACUUCAAAAAGCACAGAAAUAAUGUUCUGAAUAUGGUGUUCAGGUUUCUUGUCUGCAAACGGUAUUAUUUCACAAUUGCAGAUUUACCUUGGUACAGAACUGGAACACUACACAUUUUGAGUAUUUGUGCUACCGUUUGUCUGGAUAAUUACUCGAAAUACAGCUGUUAACUUAAAUUUUAUGUAUGAAACUAUACAUAGCCUUAAACCACUAAAGUUGAUUAUAGUUCCACUUCUCGAGUGAUGGAUUUUAGCAUUUAGGUGUCGCAGUACACGCACACUAUCGUUCAAAGGUUUGGGGUCAGUAA
Sinocyclocheilus grahami is the source of this 1595-nucleotide messenger RNA. Its product is annotated as RUN and FYVE domain-containing protein 2-like. Gene Ontology annotation, molecular function: metal ion binding. The record is from RefSeq and is a predicted model, not a curated record. NCBI's taxonomy places the organism in Eukaryota, Metazoa, Chordata, Actinopteri, Cypriniformes, Cyprinidae. Gene Ontology annotation, cellular component: cytoplasm. The coding region runs from base 217 to 717 and encodes 166 amino acids. The transcript is spliced from 6 exons.